CCCCUCGUUAGUCUUUAGUUCAGUCUUUGUAGAGUUGUACGUUCAGUUUGCUUGAUCCUGCUGUUAAGUCUCUUGCUUUUGGGUCCACCCUCUUCAGCUCAGGGGCAUUUUGUCCCCAGGUCCUUAUCCAUAGGUAAUGGUGGAACAACUGUGAAACUCUGCAGUGCAAAAGAAAACGUAAAAGGAGGAGGCAAAGUUGGCACAGAGGGAGAGCGGUAGAAAAGAGAAAAGAGUUAAAACAAGAGUGAACAGACGGACAUUCACUGGAUGGAGAAUGCGCCGUUGUUAAAGUGUCGAAUUCUUACCACCAGCACUUAUUUUCUUCUUCGAAAUAAAUGCUCCCUGAACACCCAGCAGGCUUCUGAUCGCCCCGCUGUCCUGGCAGCCGUACACCAGAGAGUGUGGAGCCUCACUCUGGGCAUAAACAAUCCGAAACACGACAAGCUCGACUUCUGAGAUUUCUUGCUUUGGCCCGUGGAGAAAGAACCGUUCGCUGGGACGACAUCUGUUUCCCCGCUCGAGUGGACACACGGAAAUCAGACCCGACUGGACCGCGACACGUGCAGUGUAGACCGCCAACAAGACUACAGUUUUACUCAUCUUUGGGAAAAAUAUAGCUGAAGAUUCAUCAAUUUUAAAGGACCCUUGCUGAUACGUCUAAAGAACUUCAUAAUCAUCACAUAAUCGAAUUCAGAACCAUCCAGGAGGCUCAGCUGAAGCCCGACCCAGCCCGUCCUCCAGCGGGCAGGACGUCUCCGCCUUCCUCACUCUGGAGUUGAUCUACUAAAGUAGAGGUGCUCAUCACUCGGUUUGCUGGUGGUCAGUCCAGGUGUUACCAAAUGCUGUCAUACCCAGGUGAUUGUGCUCACACAGGUUUUCAGCGUUGACGACUGGCAGACGAUCUGAGGACAUAAAAUUUGAGGCCUUCUGCCUUUCUCUGCGAGGGAGUGCUUUCCUCAUCUGUGUUGCUGAGACGUCCGGUUGUCAGGGGCCAUGAGUAGCUGCUGGGGUGACAGCCUCCAAAACCCUUUGACGUGGAACACCUAAAAUGGGGACAGGACAUGCUGCCAUGCUGCAAGCUCAGCUCUAAUCACCGUGAAGACGCCCCACCGUUCACCUUUCUCUCGACUUAGAUUUGGCCUGCUUGCCCCUGACCUUCACCCUUCCUGAUUUGAAACCGCUGCCUGCUGCCUUCCUCCCUUCAAAUCCUUUCUUUUCCUCCGUUUUCAACUGAGGCGACCACAAAAAACUCCUAAUCCACACCAUGGCCAGCAGACUCCGUUUGUCCUCCCUGUUUCUCUCCCUCCUGCUCCCUGCUCUGUUGCUCCUCCACCUGCCUGGCACGGUGAAAGGGGACUGCUGGCUGAUAGAGGGGGAUAAAGGAUACGUUUGGCUGGCUAUCUGCAGUCAGAACCAGCCUCCAUACGAGACCAUCCCCCAGCACAUCAACAGCACGGUUCACGACCUGAGGCUGAAUGAGAACAAACUUAAGGCUGUGCUCUUUACCUCCAUGUUCCGUUUCACAAACCUUACUGACCUCAAUCUCACAAAGAACGAGAUCAGCUACAUCGAGGAUGGGGCCUUUGCUGGACAGGCCAACCUACAGGUUCUCCAGUUGGGCUACAACAAGCUGACCAAUCUGACUGAGGGCAUGUUGAGAGGUCUGGGUCGAAUGCAGUGCCUCUUCUUGCAACACAACCUCAUUGAGGUCAUUGCCACCAAUGCCUUCUGGGAGUGCCCCAGCCUCAGCAGCCUGGACUUAUCUUCUAACAAGUUGGCCCGUCUUGACCCGUCCACCUUCACUGUCCUCAACAGACUGAUGGUGUGUGAACUGGCAGGGAACCCAUUCCACUGUGGCUGUGAUCUCUACAGCUUCCUCACCUGGCUGGAGGCAUUUAACAAUGUCACCCACACCUAUGACCGUCUCCAAUGCGAAACUCCUCCUGAAAUGACUGGUUACCCACUUCUGAGCCCAGUGCCUGGACAUGGAAGAAAUGCCCGUUACACUCUUUUAUCCAUGUGUCGUGAUGGUGUGAUAAUUCCAGGGAUGACAUCCCAGACUCCUGAUCAAGAUGGCUCAGGGAUGGGUUUGGAUAAUCCAGACCAGGGUCUUUACCACCAGCCAACCAUAACAUCCACUGCUGAACCCAUUUAUAGCCAUCAGAUUUCAAUGAAGCUUCAAACUGUCACCCUCAAUACUGCCUCUCUUGCUGUGCAGAUCCCACGACCCUUCAGUAAGAUGUACAUCCUCUCCCAGUUCAACCAAACGUUUGUUGCAGACAUCAUGCCCCUUAAAAACAAGAAGGAGCUAAUCACUUUGGAUAAGCUUAAACCACAUACGAACUACACCUUUUGUGUGGCUUCUGUGAGCAAAUCUCAGCGCUACAACCACACCUGUCUGACCUUUACCACACGUGCCACUGGGCCAGAGGACACACGAACCAAUCCAUCCACAACUACCCACUACAUCAUGACCAUUUUAGGAUGUCUGUUUGGCAUGGUCAUUGUGCUUGGAUUUGUCUAUUACUGUCUCAGACGGCGAAGAAUCCAGGAAGAGAAGCAGAAAGCUAUAAGUGUGAAGAAAACCAUUUUGGAGAUGAGGUAUGGCCCAGAAGCAGCUGCAGCAGUGGCCAACGACCCCAGUGCCAUGCAGCGUCUCCAGGAGCAGGCUCACCAUCAGCACCACCAUUCAGGAGGAGCAGGAGGCAAGCUUCCCCAAUCUGCCUCCUCCAGCACAGGCAUGCUCCACGGCUCAGCCAACACUAGUUCUUCGCGCCUCUCCACCUUGCCACAGGUGGAAAAAAUGGCCACUGCCUUCUCUGAGGCAAUGGGUGGAAAGGGCAACUACAUGGAUGUGAGGACUGCAGGAAUGGCAAUGGAAGGCAGGGAGGGAGGAGUGACAACUGGAGGAGCAGGGGUAGGAGGGGAAGUAGUUGUGGAUAUGCGAGGUGGGGCUGAGAAUGGGACAGAGGCUGGGGAGGACUCGGAUGAUGACGGCCGUGGCUCAGCAUCAGAGAUCUCCACAAUCGCAAAAGAGGUGGACAAGGUGAACCAGAUCAUCAACAACUGCAUUGAUGCCCUGAAACUGGAUGCUUCUGCUAAUGUUGUGACCACGGCUGACAAUGCCAACUCUGUGUCCUCCUCCCAGCCCCCACCUUGCAUUGCGUCCCUCCCUCGAAACCUCCUGCCCCUCUCUCCAGGCCACCCUGGAGAUCAGAUCAUGGCCUCCUCCCCAAAGGUGCAUCCAAAGUCUCACCCCCAGCCUCAUCCUCAUACUCAACCACAUCCUCAGCCACAUCCUCAGCCUCAUCCUCAGCUACAUCAGCAGCCUCAUCCACCUUCUAUGGCCCCAGUUCCUCUUGUUAUGCCCCUCUCUGAGCGGCCGGGCAUCAGUGGUGGGGGGUUCCUCUCUCCUCCUUACCGUGACCCACCACCAGCCAAUGCAGUGCGGCCCCUUCAAAGGCAGUUAAGCGCUGACACAGCUGCGAAGAACCGUUCUGGUGCCCCUCCGAUGGGAUCUGUCAAAAGCACUAGGGUGUACAGUGUGGAUAUCCCUGAGCAACGCAGCGAUCCUCCCAAGUACCCAACAGAAAAGAGCAGCCCUGUUGGUUGCAGUGGAGGGAGUGGAAGUGGAGGAGGUGGUGGAGUAGCAGGCUGCAAUGGGAAUGGGAUGGGAAACAUAAAUGGUGGUGGGAUGAGCUUGAAUGGGGGUGGUAUGGGGUGUAAUAAUGGGAGUGGAGGUGGAGUGGUUGGCCCUGGACAGCAGCAGCACCACUUGGAGGUUCAGCCAGACUACCACAGCUCUGAGCACCGCCACUCCUUUCCUGCACUCUACUAUGAGGGUGUCAAUGACUCACCAUCACCUGCCCAAAAGGCCUCAUUCCUUAAACCCCUGGGCCGCACCAAGAGGGAUGCCACAGCCACCUACUCCCAGCUCUCACCUUCUCGUCACCACAACUACAACUCUGGCUACUCCUCCAGUCCAGAGUAUUCAUCUGAGAGCACACUACGGAUCUGGGAGCGAUUCCGGCCUUACAAGAAAAGCCCCAGAGAGGAAGCAUCCUAUAUAGCAGCAGGUCAUGCCCUGCGUAAGAAGGUGCAGUUUGCCAAGGAUGAGGACCUUCAUGAUAUUUUGGAUUACUGGAAGGGGGUUUCUGCCCAGCAGAAGCUGUGAGCAGAGAGAGCAAAGUCAAAAUGCUGUAAGGGAGAUUGUGAAGUUGGAUGCCAACAGCAGACUAAUAAGGGGGAUAGAUGUUAAUGUAGCAAGACAAAUAAUGUUUCCUCUGAGGUGUCCAGUGACAUGGGUCUUUCCCCUGCUGAAUUCAGAUUUAAAGAGGUAUUCGCUCCAGGUAAUUUUUUGGACUUGUUUCAUUCAUUCAUUGAUAAUUUUAAGAGGUUGUUGCUGGGGUUGGAGAUAAUUAACAAGAAUCAAGCUGUUCACCAGACUACCUCACACUGGGCACUUUGGUCCUUGCAGGCUUCCAUACACCCACUGAAUCCCCACUAAUGAGCAAAGCAAAGGUGGUGACGAGCAAGUGUCUUCUACCUCAUUACUGGCAGACUGUAGCUCAGCUAUCUCACCAGAAGCAGCCCCAUUCACGACUUAAACCCUGUCUCUCUUCUUUCUAAUCCCAUCAAACCACCAUUCACGAAACAAUCAUUCCACAGCGCCACAGACACCUGCUCUCCUAUAGAAGCAUCAUUUAGGAAGAUAAUGAGGGAGCAGGAUGAAGAAUUUGGUGUGCUUGUUUUAGAAUAGCCUGAGUCUCUCUCUUUGGGGGAGGACAUUAAGUGAUACUUAUCGAGCUAAUUGUUCUUCCUGGCAAUUAGCCAGUGUAAGAAUAGGUCACGGAGGCUGUGUGGUGAGCAUGCGUAUCGAUUCGAAACACCUAACUACAUAUGUUCAGUUGUGUGUGGGCAUG
Messenger RNA from Acanthopagrus latus (yellowfin seabream), 4922 nucleotides. It is a transcript of the gene elfn2a, whose product is annotated as extracellular leucine-rich repeat and fibronectin type III domain containing 2a. Gene Ontology annotation, molecular function: protein binding. Gene Ontology annotation, cellular component: plasma membrane. The coding region runs from base 1265 to 4174 and encodes 969 amino acids. The transcript is spliced from 9 exons. NCBI's taxonomy places the organism in Eukaryota, Metazoa, Chordata, Actinopteri, Spariformes, Sparidae. The record is from RefSeq and is a predicted model, not a curated record.